This is a messenger RNA of Acanthopagrus latus (yellowfin seabream), 2052 nucleotides long. Its product is annotated as E3 ubiquitin-protein ligase TRIM39-like. Gene Ontology annotation, molecular function: zinc ion binding; protein binding. The record is from RefSeq and is a predicted model, not a curated record. The transcript has a single exon. NCBI's taxonomy places the organism in Eukaryota, Metazoa, Chordata, Actinopteri, Spariformes, Sparidae. Bases 436 to 2052 code for a protein of 538 amino acids.
UUAUUAAAAUCUGUAUAAUAAUAUUUACAUCACAUCACAAUUCAGCUGAUUGUUUUACUUGUCUUGUUAUUCACAGACUCAACAAACAAAUUAACACUUUCAUUAAGAAAGUCUUUUGAUUAUAUUCCUUUAAGUGAUGUCAAGAUUCUGAUGCAGCCUUUCGUAGUAAACAAUGGUUUACCUUCUGUUCUUAAAACGAGGCCAUGUAAGUAUAAUAAUCAACUGACAAUGUGGACACGUCUCUGAGAAUCCUGUUUUUAUUUUGUAUUCGCACUGAAAUAGUGAAUAUGCUUAAAUAAAAUUACUCUGAAUGAGUUAUUAAAUGAUUAUCCAGCUUCAAAAUGUUGCAGUAGACAUAUUAUGUAUAAUAUCAAUUAAGGAUUGACGACAGUGCUGUAAUGUGAUGCUUUAAUUUGUUGGUUUUAGAGAGUCACCAUGUCGGCUGCCAGCUGUCUGCUGACUGAGGACCAGCUUCUCUGCGGCAUCUGUCUGGAUGUGUUCAAUGUUCCAGUCACUUUGCCGUGUGGACACAACUUCUGCAAAAGCUGCAUCCAGCAGCACUGGGACAGCAGCACCAACUGUCAGUGCCCCUCGUGCAAAGAAUCCUUCUAUAAGAAGCUUGACCUGCGAGUCAACACUUUCAUAUCUGAGAUGGCGACUCAGUUCAGAAAGUCAGCCGGACGAAGCAGCUGCCGGGCCGCCAAACCAGGAGACGUUCCCUGUGACGUCUGCACCGACACCAAAAUGAAAGCUGUGAGGUUGUGUCUGGUGUGUCUGGCGUCCUACUGUGAGACUCACCUGCAGCCUCAUCUGACGGCUUCGCGCCUGAAAAAACACCAGCUGACUGAUCCUGUGGAGAAUCUGGAGGGCAGGAUGUGUACGAUUCACGAUAAACCUCUAGAGCUGUUCUGCAAGACCGACCAGACCUGCGUCUGCAUGCUCUGCCCUGUUUUGGACCACAAGUCACACGAAGUCAUCCCGCUGAAAGAACAAUUUGAGAGAAAGAGGGCCGAGCUGGGGAGGAGAGAGAUUGAAGUCCAUCGAAUGAUCCAGGACAGACGGCUGAAGAUUCUGGACAUCAAACAAGCUUUUAAGCUCAGUAAGGAAGCUGCAGAGAGGGAAAUGGCCGAUGGUGUUCAGGUCUUCACCACUUUGAUGGAGUCUUUGCAAAGAGCCCAGUCGGACCUCAUCGGGAUGAUUGAAGAGAUGCGGGAGGAGACGGAGAAAGAGGUCCAAAGUGUCAUCGAAGUGUUGGAGCAGGAAAUCUCUGAGCUGAUGAAGACUCGAGCUGAGAUGGAGCAGCUCUCACGCUCAAAAGACCACCUCCACUUAAUCCAAAACUUUGCGUCCUUGGACGCCUCGAUACCCACCAGAGACUGGACAGAGGUCAGCGUGGAUCUGCCGUCAUAUGAGGGAACUGUGAAGACUGCUGUGGAUCAGCUGGAGGAGACUCUUGGCAAAGAGAUCAAGAAGCUGCAGCACUUGGCCGAGCUGCACAGAGCCCAGCAGUUUGCAGUGGAUCUGACUCUGGAUCCUGAUACAGCACAUGCUGCUCUCAUCCUGUCUGAUGAUGGCAAACAAGUAUAUCAUGGUGUUAAGAAGAAGAACGUCAAAGACACGUCUAAAAGAUUUAAUCCCAGCUGCUGUGUCUUAGCCAAACAGAGCUUCUCCUCUGGAAAAUUCUACUUCGAGGCCGAAGUCAAAGACAAGACUCGAUGGACUUUGGGAGUGGCCAAGGAGUCAGUCAAAAGGAAGGGAAUAAUCCCGAUGUGCCCAGAUAACGGCCACUGGACUGUGUGGCUGAAGAAUGGAGAAGAGUAUGCUGCUCUGGUUGGCUCUCCUCUUCCUCUCACUGUGAACUCGAAGCUUGAGAAGGUGGGAGUGUUUGUGGAUUAUGACGAGGGUCUGGUCUCCUUCUAUGACGUGGAUGCGAUGGAGCUUCUUUACACAUUUGCUGGCUUCUCCUUCACUGAGAAACUGUACCCGUUCUUCAGUCCCGGUCUUAAUGAUGAUGGCAUAAACUCCGCCCCUGUGAUCAUUUCCAAAGUUUGA